AUGCAUUUAAAGGCACACAAAGCUAUUGUAGGUGAUAAUGCUUUUCUCCAUGAAAGUGGCAUUCAUCAGGCUGGAUUGUUAAAGCAUAGAGGUACAUAUGAAAUACUUUCUCCUGAAGAUAUUGGUUAUGAAAGAUCCAGUGGACCUAAUAUCGUACUAGGGAAGCUAAGUGGACGCCAAGCUUUGAAAAAUCGACUGAAAGAGCUUGGCUAUGAACUCAAGGAGGAUGAAGUUGAGAGUGUAUUUAAAAACUUCAAAGCAAUGGCUGAAAAAAGAAAGUGGGAUUGGAAAAGGAGUAGAUGUUGUUUUUUCCAGUGUAGAGGCUUAUCUUGUUGCACUAAACAAAAUGCUCGAUUCAAAGAAGUGAUCUAUAUCUGUUAAUAUACGAAUGUAUGUUAUAGAAUGAAUUAGGUAUUUGUAAUUUCUUAGUUAAGCUUUGAAGUGGAAUAGAGUAUUCCAGAAUGUAUGCCGAAACCAGACUAAAUAAAAUCUCCUUGUUGAA
Molecule: messenger RNA, 502 nt
Organism: Vigna unguiculata (cowpea)
Lineage: Eukaryota; Viridiplantae; Streptophyta; Magnoliopsida; Fabales; Fabaceae
Product: putative 2-isopropylmalate synthase
Source: RefSeq, a predicted model, not a curated record